AUGAGUAACAGUUCCAACGAUACCGUCUCUGGCUCCGUGCCCCAAUUGAACACCCAAGUCGAGAACUCCGACGUCGACCAAACGUCGUUGAGAUACGCCGCCUACGCUAAUAGGUUCAGAACAAUCUUACAAGCAUCUCAUCGAUAUGUGGCCUACACCUCUGAUAUUGGUGAAAGUUUCAGACCAGUGGCCCAUCCGUUUAUAGUGACGAUUGGUUACAGUAUCUCGUGGUUGUAUAUCUUGGGAGACGUAUCGUAUGCCAGUUGGAAGGUCAAGAUGAAGAGUGAAGGCAGAUACACCAAUAACUUAAUGCCAUGGAACUAUCCUUAUCCUGAACCCAACGACACCGCCAAAGUGCUUUACGAGCAGAAGAGCGAAAGUUUAGUGGAACAGGAUUGGAGACUUGCGUUUGUGAAGAGAGGGUUGUUCCAGAGUAUUGCUUCUAUGGGAUUGCCUGCCUGGACAAUUCACAACGCGGUUAGAUACUCUUCGAUUAUGUUCAAAGAGUCCAAGUCCAAGCCGCUUAAGACCUACGGCCCGGUAGCUGUCGGAUUGGGAAUCGUGCCACUCUUGCCAUAUGUGUUCGAUGAGCCUGUCGAAUAUGUUAUCGACUAUGUGUUUGAUAAAGGGGAGGAUUUCUACAAGAAGUCCCAGAAGUUAGAAUAA
Yamadazyma tenuis ATCC 10573 is the source of this 666-nucleotide messenger RNA. RefSeq lists its product as uncharacterized. Gene Ontology annotation, biological process: mitochondrial fission. Gene Ontology annotation, cellular component: mitochondrion. Lineage: Eukaryota; Fungi; Ascomycota; Pichiomycetes; Serinales; Debaryomycetaceae. The record is from RefSeq and is a predicted model, not a curated record.